Solanum pennellii is the source of this 1797-nucleotide messenger RNA. RefSeq lists its product as uncharacterized. NCBI's taxonomy places the organism in Eukaryota, Viridiplantae, Streptophyta, Magnoliopsida, Solanales, Solanaceae. The transcript is spliced from 5 exons. The coding region runs from base 1 to 1797 and encodes 598 amino acids. The record is from RefSeq and is a predicted model, not a curated record.
AUGUCACUUGAUGGGGAGCUGACAGUGGAAAUGGAAGAAUUCGCCUCCAUGAGAGAAAGGAUGGCUGCACUGAGGAAGAAGAACAAAACCUUCCAUAGCAACAAGAUUGAUAAACUUUGGAAAAUGGGCGAAAAAUACCCCGUCUACAAGCAAGGACCCAAUAUUGGUCCCGACAACGCUAACCUUGAAGCGACUGAGGAAGAAGACGACGAGGAAAUCAUCUACAAGCCUCCAUUCCUAGAGAUGAGAGUAGAAAUGCAAAGGAGACAGGAUCUGCCUCCACCAGGAUUUGCUGCUAACGCUGCUGAUGGGAGGCCUCCAAUCUACUUCCCUUCCUCAAAUAUGGAUCCAGCUCAGAACCAACCAUCUACACCUGCUCAGAAUCCGUCGUAUGCCGAGCACGAUGUACACAGUUCUGAGCUGGACCGUUAUGAGAAACAAGAAAAGGAGUGGAGGGAAAAGGAAGAGGUAAAGAUCGACAUAAAGGAAGAGAUCAAGAAGGCCAUGAAGGAUCCCCAAUGCAUCCCUGAUAUCGCCGAGUUUAGUUAUGAAGACUUAUGUAUUCAUCCAAAUUUGGACCUUCCAGAAGGGUUCAAGAUCCCAAAGUUUGACACCUUCGGAGGAGUGGGAAACCCUAUGGCUCAUUUGAGAGCCUACUGCGACCAGCUUGUUGGAGUUGGUAGGGAUGAAGCUCUAUUAAUGCGGCUCUUCAGCCGAAGCCUGUGCGGAGAAGCUCCUGAAUGGUUCACCUCACAUGAAACCAGGCAAUGGCCCAGCUGGAAUGCAUUGGCAAAAGAUUUUAUCAAUCAAUUUGAUUACAACGUUGAAAUUGUUCGAGACCGAUACUCUUUGGAUAAGAUGAAGCAAAAAUCAACCGAGAGCUAUAGGGAGUUCGCCUAUAGGUGGAGAAAAGAAGCGGCAAGGGUGAGACCACCCAUGUCUGAGAAAGAAAUUGUUGAAGUAGUCGUGCGCGUGCAAAAGCCUGAAUAUUAUGACAGAAUUAUGUUGCUCUUUAGAUUAAAAUUUGCCGAGAUAAUAAAGAUUGGUGAGACUAUCGAGGACGGUUUAAAAUCAGAAAAGAUAGCCCGUGUAGCCGCAUCGCCUGGAUCUUCAGGGUUGUUGAAAAAGAAAAGAGAGGAAAUCGCUUCCGGUGUUUCUCCCAACUAUGCUAACGUGCAGUCGAGCUACCGAGCACCCCCUCCUGUUUAUCAAGUCCAAGCUCCACUAUACCGAAAUUCCCCUUCGAAUUACCAAGCUCCAUCACCAAACUACCAAACAAAUCCAUAUCCCAGAAGCCAAGAUCCCCAUCCAUAUAGCAGAAGUUAUCAACAGGUGCCUCCUCUUCAACAAGACAAUUAUGACCCUCCCCGACCUAGAUUCGAGAAGAAGCCUUCAAGGAACUUCACUACGCUCACUAAAAGCCGAAUAAAGUUGUACGAGCAACUGGCUGCAGCCGGAUACAUCCACCAUGUGGGACCCGAACCCGUGGAUGAUUUGAUUGACAAAGAGGCAGUCUCUCUCCAAACAGCGGCACCAAAUGUCAUCACCAACCCAUUUCCAAAUCAUGGGGGCGGCAAUGUCAAUAUGAUUGAGACAGACGAUGAUUGGUGUGGAACGAAAAAGAUUAAUCAAAUAGUUCACGAUGAUUUGGAAAAGGCUGUAGCUUCUUUGAGCAUCAAAGAGAAGAAAAAGUUUGUUAUUUUGACACCCGUAAAGGCUGUUUCUUUGGUGCCAUCAAAAACUCUCAUCAAGCCUAAGUUCGUUGUUGUAACUACUGCUGCUCAAGGCAUGACCUGA